Prorocentrum cordatum is the source of this 666-nucleotide messenger RNA. The record is from the annotation of a GenBank genome assembly. NCBI's taxonomy places the organism in Eukaryota, Dinophyceae, Prorocentrales, Prorocentraceae.
GAGGGGCCCCAGGCGACCGGCGCAGCGGCGGAGGAUCUGAAGGCGGCGUUCGAGCAGGCCAAGCUGGAGGUGUCGGCGGAGGUGUUCAUGGCCCUGGACGAGCGGAAGACGGGCAUCCUGGGCGCGAGCGAGAUGCUGAGGUUCGCCGAGCUGUCCGGGUUCGAGGGCGGCCCCAGAGAGUGGAGGGAGGAGUUCCGGUUACUCUGCGAGGAGCACGGCACCGACGCUGGCAAGGGCCUGGACUUCGAGGCAUUCCUGCAAAUGGUCAACGACCCGCGCGAGGGAGGGUCCUAUUGCACCUUCGACGAGCUCGAGGAGAUCGCCGAGACUCUCUCGCCUACCUCUCCGAAAAAUCGUUUACAGCUAAACGGGAAUUGGGUGAACACGCAAGGCGAGGAGCUCCGCAUACAGGACGAGGAGAUCAUGUGGAAGGGGACAGGAGAGAAGUGGCAGCUAGAGUACGUCCCUGGCGUGCACGACAAGCUAAGGCUCUCUUUCGAAGAUGGAGAUACCUACCAGGGGAAGGUGGUAAACAGUGGCAGGAUAAAAUGGAGCGAUGGCGACCAAUGGAGACGGAAACAUCACGAAGAGCGCCAAAAGAUGAACAAGCAGUGGCUCGAGCAGAAGGCGUCAGAGAGGCAAGGGGCGCAUUCGUUUGACAGCUAG